GUGCAGUGAACUUUUGUACUAAGUACUAAUGUAAAAAAUUAUCAGCGCUACGAGAGUUUUGACGAACAUAUUGUAAAGUUUAUCAGUUUAUAGAUAUUAGAGUUCUCAAUUGUUCGAAGGAAUCAGCAUGGCACAAAAGAAGAAAGUUCUCAUGGUUUGCUUAGAAAGAAAGAGACACAAUUAAAUUAAGAUAUCACUAUAAUAAGGAAAAUCAUAAGUAAUUAUUUACAUUAAUGCUAAAAAGAAUGGCGCAUUUGACGUCACUUCUGCUAAAAAGAACUUCAGUGUACACUACUUGAACUAGUGCAGCCAGUUCAGCUAAAAAGAACAAACCUGUUGUUUGUGUAUAUAUUUCCAGUUUUUAUUAUUUUUAGUAUGUGAAAUAUUUUCAAGAUAAUUUAAGUUUUAAUUAUAAACAGAAAUAUUUUAAUUUGUUUCAAGAUGUCGCAGAAAAAAAGGGUACUUAUGAUUUGUUUAGGCAAUAUUUGUAGAUCACCAAUAGCGGAGGCUGUAUUUGAUAGUGAAAUAGGUAAAAGAGGUUUAAGAAAUAGUUGGGAAGUAAAAAGUGCUGCUCUAAUAGGAUAUCAUACUGGUAAAAUGCCAGAUCAUAGAGCUUUAAGUACAUUAAAGGAAAAUGGAAUCACUAAUUAUUCUCACAGAGCGUGUCCAAUUAAACAAGAUGAUUUUGAUCAGUUUGAUUGGAUAUUUGGUAUGGAUAAUGACAACAUGAUAGAAUUAUGUAACCUAAAACCAAGAGCAUGUCGGGCAAAAGUAGAGCUUCUAGGAAAUUAUGAUCCAAAUGGAGAAGUUAUAAUACGAGAUCCUUACUAUGAUAGUGAUAAUGCAGGAUUUCAGAAAGCUUAUGUACAAUGCCUAAGGAGUGUAACAGCAUUUUUGAAUAAACAUGCAAACGAAUCCAAGUAAAGUAAUAAAAAAGUAUGAGUUUAAUAGGAUGUAUAAAAACUAUGUUUUUAGUAAAUUAAUAAAGUUUUGUGUCUUCUCAUGAAAUAUUGAAUUCUAGAAAGGUAAUUUUCUCUCAAUACAAUAAAACAAUCUAUCAUUAUUAUAUAAUUUGUUUUAAAAUAUAAUUGCAUAAUAAAAUUAUAAAUUGUAUAAUAUAAAUAGGAAUCUAUUAUGACAAAAUUUGUUUUAAAAUCUUGUAUAUUUGGCACAUGCUUUUGUGACUGCAAAUUAUAUAUACAUAAUACAUACACAAUGGUUAUA
Odontomachus brunneus is the source of this 1224-nucleotide messenger RNA. RefSeq names its product low molecular weight phosphotyrosine protein phosphatase-like. Bases 442 to 924 code for a protein of 160 amino acids. Gene Ontology annotation, cellular component: cytoplasm. The record is from RefSeq and is a predicted model, not a curated record. Gene Ontology annotation, molecular function: non-membrane spanning protein tyrosine phosphatase activity; acid phosphatase activity. The transcript is spliced from 5 exons. Lineage: Eukaryota; Metazoa; Arthropoda; Insecta; Hymenoptera; Formicidae. Gene Ontology annotation, biological process: protein dephosphorylation.